Messenger RNA from Chaetomium globosum CBS 148.51, 2877 nucleotides. RefSeq lists its product as uncharacterized. The transcript has 6 exons. Lineage: Eukaryota; Fungi; Ascomycota; Sordariomycetes; Sordariales; Chaetomiaceae. Gene Ontology annotation, biological process: protein O-linked glycosylation via mannose. Gene Ontology annotation, molecular function: dolichyl-phosphate-mannose-protein mannosyltransferase activity. The coding region runs from base 1 to 2877 and encodes 958 amino acids. Gene Ontology annotation, cellular component: endoplasmic reticulum; membrane. The record is from RefSeq and is a predicted model, not a curated record.
AUGGCUCGAUCGGCGAGCUCCAAGCCGCCGGCCGUGCGGGCGUCCUCCCCGCCGGCGGCGUCAGAUAUUGGCCAGAAACCUAAGAACAAAGCGGCAAAGCGCAAGGACGACUACUCGUCUGAGGGCGUUGAAGACAACGAUGUCUUCCUGCUCCCGGGUGCCGACUUCCAGCUCGUGAUUGCGAUUACGGUGCUCGCAGCCGCGGUGCGCCUGUUCCGCAUCUACCAGCCCACCAGCGUCGUCUUUGAUGAAGUCCAUUUUGGGGGCUUUGCCACGAAGUACAUCAAGGGCAAAUUCUUCAUGGACGUGCACCCUCCGCUCGCCAAGUUGAUGAUCACGCUCUUCGGCUGGGCCGCUGGGUUCGACGGAAGCUUCGAUUUUAAGGAUAUUGGCAAGGACUACCUCGAGCCCGGCGUUCCAUAUGUUGCCAUGCGCAUGUUCCCGGCUAUCUGUGGUAUUCUACUCGCCCCGACUAUGUUCCUAACUCUCAAGGCUUCCGGUUGCCGCACUUUCACAUCGGUUAUGGGCGCUGGCCUCAUCAUUUUCGAGAAUGGACUGCUCACGCAGGCGCGUUUGAUCCUUCUCGAUUCUCCCCUGAUGAUUGCCACCGCUUUCACCGCCUUUGCCUUCACGUCCUUCACAAACCAGCAGGAGCUUGGUCCCUCCAGGGCCUUCGGGUUAAGCUGGUGGUUUUGGCUUGUCAUGACUGGUCUCGGUCUGGGCAUGACCGUCAGCAUCAAGUGGGUUGGGUUGUUCACGAUCGCCUGGGUUGGCCUCUUGACUCUGGUCCAACUCUGGGUUCUCCUGGGCGAUUACAAGACGGUUUCGACUCGUAUCUUUGCCAAGCACUUCAUGGCCCGCCUGUUUUGCCUGAUCGUCAUCCCCGUCACGUUCUACAUGGCCAUGUUCGGGAUCCACUUUCUCUGCCUCCAAAACCCUGGCGACGGCGACGGCUUCAUGAGCUCCGAGUUCCAGUCGACUCUAAAUUCCAAGGGCAUGAAGAAUGUCCCGGCGGAUGUCCUGAUGGGUAGCCGAGUCACCAUCAAGCACGUGAAUACGCAGGGUGGAUAUCUCCACUCGCACCCCCUGAUGUAUCCGACGGGUUCCAAGCAGCAGCAGAUCACCCUCUACCCCCACAAGGAUGACAACAACCUUUGGCUCCUCGAGAACCAGACCCAGCCGCUCGAUAUCCAUGGCCAACCAAUCAACGGCACCAACGCCUGGUACAACAUCCCCGAUACGCCUUACAUCGAGAAUGGUGCUGUACUUCGUUUGUACCACCUCCCCACCCACCGCCGUCUUCACUCCCACGAUGUCCGUGCCCCCGUCACAGAGGCCGACUGGCAGAACGAGGUCUCGGCGUAUGGCUACGAGGGUUUUGAUGGUGACGCCAACGACUUCUUCCGCGUUGAGAUCGUGAAGAAAAAGUCCAAGUCGGGUAUCGCCCAACAGCGUCUCCGUACGAUUGAUACCAAGUUCAGACUCGUCCACGUCAUGACCGGCUGUGUGCUCUUUUCGCACAAGGUUAAGCUUCCGGAGUGGGCUUCCGAGCAGCAGGAGGUUACUUGCGCCCGCGGCGGUACUCUGCCCAACAGUCUCUGGCACAUUGAGUCGAACGACCACCCCAAGCUGGGCCCGGAUUCUGAGACGGUCAACUAUGCCAACCCCGGCUUCUUUGGAAAGUUCUGGGAGCUGCAGAAGGUCAUGUGGAAGACGAAUGCUGGCCUCGUCGACUCUCACGCUUGGGAUUCCCGUCCCCCUUCGUGGCCUAUUCUCAGCCGCGGUAUCAACUUCUGGGGCAAGGAGCACCGCCAAAUUUAUCUGAUCGGUAACCCCGUCAUCUGGUGGAGCGCCACUGCGGCUAUCGUUAUUUACGUCCUGUUCAAGGGUAUUGCUGUUCUCCGGUGGCAGCGCAGCUGCAACGACUACGCCAUUCCUGUAUUCAAGCGGUUCGAUUACGAGAUCGGCACCUCGGUCCUUGGCUGGGCUCUCCACUACUUCCCUUUCUUCCUCAUGCAGCGCCAGCUGUUCCUCCACCACUACUUCCCCGCGCUGUACUUUGGCAUCAUCGCAUUUUGCCAGAUCUACGACUUCGCGACGACUCGUAUCUCUGGCAUUGGCUUGAAGGAAAACCCCAUCAUCGGCAAGGCCGGCGCUGUUGGCUUCCUUGUCCUAUCCAUGGUCGCUUUCACUCUCCUCUCUCCUCUUGCGUACGGCAACCCCUGGACUAAGGCUGAAUGCAAACGCGUCAAGCUUUUCAGCACCUGGGAUUGGGAUUGCAAUACUUUCCUGGACAACUACGACGCGUACAGUUCGCUGCCUUCCACCCCGGCAGCCGCACAGACACCUCAGAAAUCGGUUGCGGCACAAAAGGCCCCCCCUGCCGCAGCGGGCGGACAGCAGGCUCAGGUCCCCAUCGCCGAUGCUCAACAACAAGAAGGAAAGGCGGAUGUUUCGGGCGCGCCGGUGGCUGACAAUAAGCGGCUUCUCCACACCGAGGAGCGUGUCGAGUAUCGUGACCAGGACGGCAACCUUCUAAACGAGGAGCAAGUCAAGGCUCUCGAGGGCAAGGUUGAGUUCAAGACACGCUAUGAAACCCGCACUCGGGUUGUAGACGCCCAGGGCAACGAGAUACUGCUUCCAGCGGAUGAACUGCCGGCGGAGGUGCAGCAACAAGAGCAGCCUGCUGCGGCAGGCGUUGCCCCACCCCACCCGGAUGUUGAGGGUGCCAAUAGCGAAACCAUGAAGCGGGUUGUCCCUGAUGAGCCGAUUCCGGAGCCGAAGAAGAGCGUUGAAGGCGAAAAAGAGCGUGAGGGGAAGGCCGCCAAACCCGCGAGUGAGAAGAAUGAAGCUAGUGCCAAGGUGGAUGAGCUCUAG